Molecule: messenger RNA, 243 nt
Organism: Paramecium sonneborni
Lineage: Eukaryota; Ciliophora; Oligohymenophorea; Peniculida; Parameciidae
Source: the annotation of a GenBank genome assembly
AUGAGUACAUCUUAUUAUUAUUACUAGAAGGAAGAUAAACUCUAAUGGAAAUAAUAAAUUAAAUUGAUAAACUGUCAAUAAAAUCAACUAUAAAAUUUUUAUAAUUUGAUAUUUGAAUAUAAUAAAUAGCAUAGAUCUACAUCAAAGAAAGUUAAGAGAUUGGGAUAAUUAACUUAAACAAGUGAAAUCAAAUAAGAUUAUUAUAAAGUUUGUAAUUAGAAAAAACUAAUUAAAAUGCUUUGA